AUGUCUGCGCCUCAGGUUCAAAGCGGUGGUCAGGGCCAGAAUGCCACUUUCAGAGAUAAGGAAAAGCCCAUGGCGGUUCGCUCGUCGAACAUUGUCGCUGCCAGAGCCGUCGCCGAUGCCGUGCGCACCUCUCUCGGCCCCCGCGGUAUGGACAAGAUGAUUCGCGGCGGAAAGGGGGAGACCAUUAUCACAAAUGACGGCAACACUAUGCUCAAGAGCAUGUCGGUUAUGCACCCCACCGCCAAGAUGCUGGUCAAUCUCUCCGGUGCGCAGGAUGUUGAGGCUGGUGACGGUACCACCUCCGUCGUUGUCAUCUGCGGUAGCUUGCUAGGUGCCGCCGACCGCCUCUUGUCCAAGGGCAUCCACCCCUCCGUCAUCUCCGAGUCUUUCCAGCGCGCCGCUGCCGCCGCCGUCGAGGUCCUCCACGACAUGUCCCAGCCCAUUUCUCUGACCGACACUGCUUCGCUGCUGCAAGCCGCCAACACAUCGCUGUCGUCCAAGAUUGUUUCUCAGUACUCCAACCUUCUUGGCCCCAUGGCUGUCAACGCUGUAACGAAGACGAUCGAUCUCAAGACGGCCGAGAAUGUCGACCUCCACAAUAUUCGCAUCAUCAGAAAAGUUGGAGGCACAAUCGAAGACAGCGAGCUGGUUGACGGCCUUGUUCUCAACCAGCCCGUGUUGAAGAACGCUGGCGGACCUACUAGAAUGGAGAAGGCCAAGAUUGGUCUUAUCCAGUUCCAGUUGAGCGCUCCUAAGCCCGACAUGGAAAACACCAUCCAAGUCAACGAUUACCGCCAGAUGGACAAGAUUGUCAAGGAGGAGCGCCUGUAUCUGCUCAACCUGGCCAAGAAGAUCAAGAAGGCAAAGUGCAACGUCCUCCUGAUUCAGAAGUCGAUCCUCAGAGAUGCUGUCAACGAUCUGUCGCUGCACUUCCUCGCCAAGCUCGGAAUUAUGGCCAUCAAGGAAAUCGAACGCGACGAGGUCGAGUUUAUCUGCAGAUCAACUGGUUGCAAGCCCGUCGCUGAUAUCGACUCCUUCACCGAGGACAAGCUGGGAACUGCUGACCUUGUCGAAGAGGUCCAGUCCUCCGGAGCGCGCAUGGUCAAGGUUAUGGGCGCGAAGGCCACUGGCAAGACCGUGUCCAUUGUCGUCCGUGGUGCCAACUCCCUGAUUCUGGAAGAGGCCGAGCGAAGCUUGCACGACGCUCUUUGCGUCGUCCGCUGUCUCGUCAAGAAGAAAGCCCUCAUUGCUGGCGGUGGUGCUCCCGAGAUUGAGAUUGCCGCACAGCUGGCCAAGCAGGCCCGCAGUCUGACUGGCACCGAGGCUAUCUGCUGGAAGGCCUUUGCUGAUGCCAUGGAAGUCAUCCCCACAACACUGGCAGAGAAUGCCGGUCUCAACAGCAUCAAGGUUGUCACUGACCUAAGACACCGCCACGAGAUGGGCGAGAAGAGUGCCGGUGUCAGCAUCAAGUCUGGUGGCGUCAACUCCAACAUUUCCAAGGAGAACGUGCUGCAGCCGCUGCUGGUCAGCACAAGCGCCAUUGAGCUGGCGGCAGAGACGGUGAAGAUGAUUCUGAGAAUAGACGACAUUGCCCUUACGAGAUAG
Molecule: messenger RNA, 1605 nt
Organism: Akanthomyces muscarius
Lineage: Eukaryota; Fungi; Ascomycota; Sordariomycetes; Hypocreales; Cordycipitaceae
Exons: 4
Coding region: 1-1605 (534 amino acids)
Biological process (GO): protein folding
Cellular component (GO): chaperonin-containing T-complex
Molecular function (GO): ATP hydrolysis activity; ATP binding; ATP-dependent protein folding chaperone
Source: RefSeq, a predicted model, not a curated record